UACAUAUUUAAGGUUUUUUUUUUAUUUCACAUCUGAUUUUCUCUCUCUCUUUCUUUUCCUUCACGUUUUUUCCCACUGCAAGACAUUAUGACUACACUACUUAUUAUCGGAGGCACAGGGCUUGUAGGGAGCUCUAUUAUUCGAGAAACACAAAAGAACAUUCAUUUGCCUAGUUACCACAAUACCCAUAUUUUAGCACUUUCGCGUACAGCCAAUGCAAAGAAGUCGGUGCCAGGUGUAAGUUUUGUGCAAGGAGAUGCCCUGGAUGUGGCAUCGUUAAAGAGAUCGUUUGAAGCGAACCCCAAUGUGGUGCAUACAGUGGGUACCUUGAUUGAACAACGGAAAUACGGUGACAAUGGCACUUAUGAAAGAAUGAACCGAGACGCCGCCAUCAAUGUGGCCCACACAAUGGCUUCUAAAUACGACGGGAUAAAUCGUCGAUGCUUUAUUUACUUUUCUGCAGGAAAUGCGCCGCCAAAAUAUUUAUUAAAUGAACGAUAUAUUGGAGCCAAAAGAGAGGCGGAACGGUAUUUACUGGGAAAUAAGGAACUGAAUGAAAAAAUUAGAAUCGUUGUGCUUCGACCAGGACUUAUCUACUCAUAUCAUCGACGUCAAUUAAUGCUUCCUUUGGCAUUAGGCUUAAUCAUCGGAUCUGCAAUUUUAAAACCGCUCACAUCAUACGUUCCGUCUAGCGCAAGGUAUUUCACAGAUCGCCCCAUAUCCGAUAGCGAAGUUUCACAUGCAGUAUUUGAGAUUCUGGACGACACUGAAGUGGAAGGUAUUUGUGAAAUUGACAAGAUUCGACAAUUAGCAAAAGCAUGGGAAAGAAAAAAAAGUCUUUAAUAAAAAAAAAAUAUUAUAUAAUUAUAUACAUAUAUUAAAAUGUAGUU
Mucor mucedo is the source of this 890-nucleotide messenger RNA. RefSeq lists its product as uncharacterized. The record is from RefSeq and is a predicted model, not a curated record. The coding region runs from base 88 to 843 and encodes 251 amino acids. Gene Ontology annotation, cellular component: mitochondrion. The transcript has 2 exons. Gene Ontology annotation, molecular function: protein-containing complex binding. Lineage: Eukaryota; Fungi; Mucoromycota; Mucoromycetes; Mucorales; Mucoraceae.